Molecule: messenger RNA, 1853 nt
Organism: Vollenhovia emeryi
Lineage: Eukaryota; Metazoa; Arthropoda; Insecta; Hymenoptera; Formicidae
Gene: MESR6
Product: UPF0489 protein C5orf22 homolog
Exons: 4
Coding region: 285-647 (120 amino acids)
Source: RefSeq, a predicted model, not a curated record
AUUCGGAGUAAACCCCUGUCCGGUGCCCUUGUCCCUUUUAUUCGCGAAAUGAUCACGUUUGAGGUGCGCGCCUAAGAGUGAACUUCAGUCUGCGACCACGUGCUUCCGCGCGAAGCAGUGCGCCGCGUGCCCGCGACCCCCAGUGUCCGCGUGCGUCCCGUCGUUCGCGGCGUUAAUUGGUAAAUCGAUCGUUUUUACGCGCGCGUCUCGUUGCCCGGUCGAUCGUCGUUGGGCUAUCUCGACAGUCUGCGAACAGGUCCGUGUGUUCGCCGCGCUCGCGAGCCAUGUCGUACCCGCGCAAGUACUUCAAGAGGACGCCGGUCUACGUGGUGGAGGACCACGAUGAGGUCUUACCGUUCAUAUAUCGAUGUAUGGGGUCGAAGCAUCUGCCCUUCGAAGGUAACACCUUCGUACAUCUGGAUUCGCAUCCGGAUAUGCUGAUACCUAAGGAGAUGCCGGCCGAUACGGUGUGGGACAAGAAUCAAUUGUUUAGCGAGAUCAGCAUCGAGAAUUGGAUUCUGCCUGCGGUGUACGCGGGUCAUCUUAAGAACCUGAUCUGGGUGAAACCACCGUGGGCGAAUCAGAUGACCGACGGUGUACUGACUUUCCUCAUCGGCAAGCAGAAGGAGACCGGCGUGAUAAGGUGAGUUUAACCCAUAGUCUCAAUCGCAUGGUAUUGCUGUUGCAGAUCAAGAAACGAGAUUCAGAAUUCGCAUGUCGCGGAUUCACCUGUUCUCAACAGGCUGAAUAACAAAUACUGGUACGAUUUUUAUUUACAGUCAUCUUGUGUGAUUUAUCAUCUUUGAACGAAUAAUAAUAAGAAACAGUUUACGCGAGCAUAAAUUACUAGGCAUGAAACCAGAGACGUAAGGGAGACAAUUAGAUCUCGUUAUUAGACAUGUUAUUAAUUUCGUUAAAUGUAAACGUUUAAAAAAAUUAAAAAAUUUGGGCGUGAAUGCAAUUGCAAAUUAAUAUUUUAUUUCGAUGCAGUAUAAAAGUCCUACGAUCUGUUCGUAUAAACAAAUUAAUAUGCAAAGCAUUGAAGUUAAACUGUUUCUUCUAUCGCAAUAAAUCUUUAAUCAAAUUAUAUAUUCAAAUGUAAUCUCGAUAUUGCUGGUUCAUGCCCAUUCAAUUUUCACGGAUUUAUUCGGGUGGACAAGAGGAAAGACAAGAUUAUACACAAGAUAGUGCGCCGUACGAAUGUGCGCAUCGUGUGCAAUUAGCAUUUACCAGAUUAACGAAGCAAUUAGAAGCUAUCGUAUCGGUGCGUUUAAUCUUCCCUGACGACCGUGAUCGGUUGGGCUGUUCGUACACCGUAGUUCGUACAUCAUUUUAUUGGGAUACAUAGCCAUGUGAAAUACGGAAGGUUUUAAAUGCGGUUAGACGCCAAGGAUGCAGAUAAGUCAUUCCGUUUGAUUUCUGUUCUGCAAUCAAAAUGUAAAUCGUGUACUUCUGCUUUUCCGGAUAUCGCGGCAUAAAUUAUGGGCGCGUGCAUUUGCGACAGUCGGUUGUUUCAGUGUGAUAAAUGAUAAUGUUAGCCGCACCGGAAGGAAUGUUUUACCUCGCGCAAAUCGAUCUUCUAUCGCUACGCUUUGCUUCGCGAUUUAUGCGCGCUUUGGAUUCUCCCUGCAAAUGCCCGACAAAGACGCGUUACUUUGAAUUGCCGUUCUAUUACAUUGAAAUCGAAAAGUUGCUUGUUAAUUUUUAUAAAAUCAAACUCAAAUUUUACACACAUACGUAUCAAUAUCUAAAUUAAUUUUGCUGCAAGUUCAAAGAAAAUCUGUAACUUCAUCAUUUUGUGACCCAACUACCUUGAUCACAAAUUUUUAUUCACAACGCUCCAACAAUGAAUU